Messenger RNA from Cimex lectularius (bed bug), 772 nucleotides. RefSeq lists its product as uncharacterized. NCBI's taxonomy places the organism in Eukaryota, Metazoa, Arthropoda, Insecta, Hemiptera, Cimicidae. The record is from RefSeq and is a predicted model, not a curated record. The transcript is spliced from 2 exons. Bases 159 to 677 code for a protein of 172 amino acids.
UGUAUUUACAUUUGCUUGCCAUGUUAAUUUAUUUUUAGAAAAUAACACAAGUGUACAUCAUCAAAACUGACUUAUAAGUGUUAGAUUUUACACGUGAGACUGAUAUGUCGAGGUAGAACUGUUAGGGAUGAGACUACUAUGAAAUUACCCGUGAUGUUAUGGUUUGCCAGACAUGCAGAUUGACCAAACAAUUCUGGCCGCAUAUGUCGAGCGCCUGCUGGACGGUGGCUUGUCUAGGAAUGUCAAAGAUCCGGUCGCCCCUGAUUUUUACCCUCGCAAUUGGGUCCGCGGCGAUAGCCAUUUAUUUUUGGGUCGAAGCAUCCGAGCUCCAGUCGACGAUAAUAUUAGCACAAGAGGCGCGAGAUGUCGCGGAAGUUAAUAAUAUCGAACUGGAGAAAAGAAUCCAAGAGCUGAAAAUGUCCCGGCCAUCCCCGUUGUGCAAGACCCCCCAGCCGAAUUUGGUCCCUUGUGGAAACUCGAUUGCCGACAAAGCGACAAGGCAGCUCGUGCUAACGAUGAGGCGUUUGAGCGACAGGGAAAAAGAAGCCUGCCGCAAUGUCACCCAUUUGGUCAAUGAGCUAGAAGGCAUCAGGAAGGAAAUUCACGAAGCUUACAAAGAAAGGAACAAAUACAGGAAGAAAAUAUGCUGCCUCGAACGGUAUUCGUCUUCCAACUGACAGUCAAGUGAAAACAAUUGUGAUCGGUUAUGUGAAAUGUCUGCGUUUUGAUUAAAUUAUUAUGAAAACACUAGAUUAAAUGUUUACAACUAAAA